AUGGAAAAGAAACGCACUCCAUUCACAUCAACUAGUCCUCAGCAAGGAAACAGCAAGUCGCCGACUUCUACUCAGUCUCCGAGCAAAUCUCCCAAAUCCCCAAACAGCACCAAGUCUCCUGACAAGUCUUCGACUAAGUCUCCAAGCAAGUCUCCUAAACCUUCAAAAAAAGCAAAAGCAGACUGCAUAACGUCGCUUAGUUCUUCUGGAACUCAAUAUUUUAGGAGGGAAAGUCAUGGGGACGCCUUUGAAAGGAUUAAUAGCGAUCAAUACGUGGGUAUGUCGGAGUCAAUGUCUGGGUCAUCGUUAACUUUCAAGUGCGUCCAUGGCCCUGAGGGAAAGCAGUACACCGAUAAAGGACUGUUGAAAAGGAACCUCUUGAAAGAACUGGACCCUAUUCCUGUUGACCAGAAGUGGACAGAGCAAUGCCCUCCAGCAUACGGCUGGGACAUAGCCAGGAAACUGGAGUUCCUGGUCACCGACCCUGUAGGGGUUGACCAAGCCUUCCGCCUGGACACCCAUCUCCGGGAUUUAGCGAGAGUCUCUUACUAUGGAUAUAAAAUAGACUUAUUAGGCAGCGUGUGCACAGUCGUGGAUUACUUAGUGGAGACGUACCAUAAGAAACCUCAUCUAAAGGAACACUUGUUGAAGCUGCUCAUCAACAUGGAAAGGCCUGUACUCCUGAACGUAGCCUCCGAUGUGAUCAGUUACUUUGAUACUUUGAGGUCUUAUAUUGGAUUUUUGGGGUAUUUGCUUAUGCGUUUAGAAGACGAAGAUCUGUUUAGUCUGGUCAGCAAUGCUCUGAUCUGGCAGCUGUCUGUGCCUGACUGCAUCCGAGGCCACGGCUGUGCUCAUCUAAGGCACGUUCUGGCCGCUGCUCCGCCGGUUCUUUACCAAACCACGGUGAGGAUGCUGGCAGUAGCCAACGCGCACAGAUUCCCCACUUUCUUGGAAAUUGCUUUGCUCCUCGCUUGUGACUCAGUGGAUAACUGCAUCGAAAUGAUGAAGGAGAAUAUAAUAGAAAACAUAUUUUACCGCUUUAACCCGUACUUUCCUGAACGAGAAUUGCCAAUAUACGAUGUUAAUCCAGCAGAUCCUCAGGAUAUGAAUGUAAAACUGGGUGAUAGCACUGUUAAUAUAAGCACAACCCUUUCUUUACUCUUGGUGCUAGUUAAGACGACGAGGGAAUAUGUAGAACAGAACCCAGCCUACAGAAAGAUUCUUCCAUGUCCAGAUAUUUACAGUCAAAGAUGUUUUAUCUGGGCGUAUCGCUACGAGUGCCGCGCGCGGGAGCAUCAGAGUGAGAGGACCACACUGACGGUGUUCGCUGCCGUUCUUCUUGACAUCUUUAGAGAACGCCUGAAUGCAUUCUCCAUGAUUCUUAUGGGAGAUGUAAUGUCGCUGUCCGUAUUGACCGAGCUCCCGCCCAGGCCGGACUGGAUCCAGACGGUCAACUUCAACACCAGUCAGCAGGACGUCCAGUUCAAGAAGAUCCUUAUCAACCUAUGCGUGAACUUUAUCAAAAUUUUCCCAAGCAAUAUUUAUAUGGUGGAAUCCCGACUCUGGCUCAUGGGUCUAAUGUACCUGAUAGACCCUGGACUCUGCUACCUCAGGGCGAGGUGGUCCCCUGCCCUCUUUGCGGAGUUACGGAAAACUGCCCUCCAGGCGUUGGUGUGUGUGUUGCCAUACACACCUACAAAACUAGCAGGGGAUUACGGUUUAACCAGGAGGGUGAUGUGGUACAUCGAGUGGUAUUCCGAGAGUCCGUACGAGCUGCCGGUGCUGUAUUGGUGCGUCCGACUGCUGCACGUCAUCAUCAGCAACAGAGACCCGGCAGACCAGAGAACCUCUCUGCGGGACCUCUUCGAUACUCACGGGGUUAUAAUUAUCAUACAUCUCUGCUACACGCUGCUGGAGUGCAAGACGCCUCCUGUGGAAAAGAGCCAGCUGAUCAUCGCUCUCUGUCUGCGCCUGCUCACACACGCGGUGGACGUGAACAAGCGACUGACGUGCUGCGUGUACCCCAGCAUCAAGUGGCCUCACGCCAUCAACGCCCUCAUCAAGAAGAUGCUGGACUCUGUUCUGUUCUCGCUUGACAAGCACUUCAUUGUGAAUGAUAGAUGGCUGGUUGCGUUGUUAAACCUCAUCUGGGAAGGAAUUAUUUGGAGAUCCGACUACAGGGCCAUAUUCAUAUCAAACAACGGGAUUUACAAACUUUUAGACUUGAUUUCUAUGACAAGGGCUCCAGUCCAGUGCAUCGCGUUGGCGAUGUUAUGCGACGUAGCAUGCGCGGGCGACGCGGUUGGCCAGCUCGUGUCUUGGCGAGCCACCAUGGGCGCUAGUCAUGCCAAUCCGAUGACGGUAAAGCGAGGGGCGACGAUCGCUACCCUGCUGGCUGCCAUAUUUAGAGACGAAUGCCACCGGACCGGUGUCCGUCUAAAUGAAAAUGGAAUAAUACAAGAUCUGGACUAUCCAUUGAUGUCAGCGGACGUGAAGAGUGCAAUGUUCGGGCCCGACUUCAAACAUGGCAAGAGCAAACGAACCGUAAUGUGCUAUGCAGCUGCUGACUUGGCCGGUUCACGCUUGUCUAAGACAUUUGCGCUAUUACACAUGCUGUCAGUGGAUUUAGAUUACAUAGUUUCAUUGGCGGACGAAGCUUAUAAUAUGUACAAAAAUAUCAAACUGGCGCCAGAAGACGAGGCAGUGCUAACGUUAUGCUCCCACUACUUCACCGUAAAGCUCAACGAGGUAUGGCAGGAGACUCAGAUCCAAUGCCCGAACUUGCUGCCUCAAGACCAUGACGUUCUGGCUGAGUUUCUUCACAUUGGGAAAGGUUGGGCAAAGGAAAUUAAACUCCAACAGGAAGAUUUAAUAGAAAAAGAUAGAAAGAAGGAGUUCGAAGAAGAGUGUUCGCUCUACGCGUUCCUAGCGCGCGUGCGCCUGAACAUAGCUUUAGACGCGCUGCGCGAGGUGCGGUGCGUUGCGCGCUCAGCGGAUCGCUCGCGAAUGACGCACGCGCUGAUCCACGACGCGGUACUGGCGCACCACCGCCGCUCCGUCUUCUCCAGGAGGCUGGACGCUCCCGUCUUGAGGACUUACGGACCGUCUUUGGAUGACCAGAACAUAACAGGGCAGUACGUUAAAGUUUACAGCAUACUGCCAAAAGACAAGCCCAAGCCGAGGGAGGACAAUAUGUCAUCGACGUCAUAAUUUUCUUCUUAUUUAAUAGCAUACUUAAUAAAUGUAAUAAUAAAACAUUUAAUUUCUUUAGUAGUGUUUA
Ostrinia furnacalis (Asian corn borer) is the source of this 3280-nucleotide messenger RNA. RefSeq lists its product as uncharacterized. Gene Ontology annotation, biological process: positive regulation of flagellated sperm motility. The transcript has 20 exons. The coding region runs from base 1 to 3210 and encodes 1069 amino acids. Gene Ontology annotation, cellular component: sperm midpiece; non-motile cilium. NCBI's taxonomy places the organism in Eukaryota, Metazoa, Arthropoda, Insecta, Lepidoptera, Crambidae. The record is from RefSeq and is a predicted model, not a curated record.